UGUCAGUUAAAGUACCUAUAACCUUGUAAAAAAUGACAAAGUGUAGUUAUUAAAUACAAAUUGUUUUUUUUAUUGAAUGAUUUUAUUUAUACUUUCAUGUUUUAAUCGUUUAUAUAAUGAAUGAAAAAAGGAAUGAAAAAAAUGAGAAUGGAAUGAUAAAUAUUUGUGAGCCCAUUGCUACAGUGAAAGAAAAAACAUGGAAAUAUCAACAAUACUAUAUAGGAGAAAGAGAUGAGGAGAUCAGACGAAGUGGGGAAGGAGAAAAUACUUGGACAGGAGCUAAGUCCUUAGAGUGGUAUGCAGGAAGGUUUAUUCGUAAUACCAUGCACGGUGUUGGAGAUUACCACUGGCGCUUCCUUGGGCCUGAGAACACGUUCGUUACAUACGAGGGACAUUUCUAUUGUAACAGCAUGCAUGGCUACGGUAUUAUGUCAUACCCUGACGGAAAGACAUUCAGUGGCUUAUUCUCCAAUAACGUUCGAUUUGGUCCCGGCGUGGAAUCCCAUUCUAAUGUUACCGAAAACGUUGGGUUAUGGCGAGGAAAUAAACUGAUAAGACUUGCUUGGCGACCAGAGGCACCGUGUGUCACUCCUGACUUCCUUACAAACCCCAACGGACAAAUAGCUGUUGAACAAUUCAGAACUAUACUCACUACCGAAAUUGAAACUGUCGGCGAAGUAAACAAUGCUCUAGAAUUGCUUAAACAGAAAGGAGCAGAUCCCCGUGUUGCUAUAGAGAAAUGGAUGAAAUUGUUUCCAAAAAAUUGCACUGAUCUUGCCAGCAAACUUUGCCAGAUAGAUAUCUUUGAUAGAGAUUAUUAUAAAGGAAAAAUAUAUGCAUUACAAGAAGUCGAAAAAGUACCAGAAAGAGAAGAAACGCUACAAAUAGACCAAAACUUGAAUGAAAAUACUCCGCAAGACGUUUGUACAUUUUACGCUUGGAAUAAUAGUAGUAUAAUGAUAAAUAUAAUGAAACAUUGCUAUAAGCAUGAAAGACAGAGGAGCAUCACAAGAAUAAACCUGAAGUCUAUCCUAUCUGGGCCAAGAAGCAAUUUUAAACCGACUGGUAAUCACGAAGUCAACUGCAGGUCAUUACUUAUGGCUAGUUAUUUAGGGUAUAUAACAGAAGUAGCAGAACUCAUUAACACGGACAAUGUUCUUCCCGAUGUGUCAGACAUUCAAGGAAAUACUGCUGUUAUGUAUGCUGCUGUCGGUGAUCAAAUUGAAGUAAUUCAUUUUCUCGUGGAAGCUGGUGCUAACGUAAAUUAUUAUAAUGAUUGUUGUUGCACACCACUAGGAGUUCUUUUGAUGCGGUAUGCUUGUACUCAGAGAGAUAUUUCACACAACGCGAUGGUUCAAGCUUUGUUACCUUCAACGACGUUUGCACCUCCAGCAAUAGAACCCAAUAUUGUUGAAUGGAAUAUAGUGCGUGAAUUGACAUGUCAAAGUCCUGGAAAUGUACUAACUAAGAGUCCCAGUAAGAUCACACGGAACUUGAGCUCAAAGAAAGUUAAAUCUCUUAUGUCAAUAAAAGAUCAACCAACUUCGAAAAGAAAGCAGACCGACGCUGGAUUACCGAAAGUUUCUGAACCAGAUUAUGAAACUGAAGAAGCGUUGAUGAAACAGAUGAAAAAUGAAACAGAUGAAAAAAUAUUAUAUAACAAUCUCAAUCGAGAGUAUUGUAUUAAAAUAACAGAUGACUUUACUUUGCCGUUUGGUACUAACAACAAUCAAUAUAUCUUUGACAUAAACGACAUGGUUAAGGAGAUUGAUUCAUUCGAUGAAGAACUGAAAAAACCAGUAGAAAAAAAUCCAAAGAAAGUUAUAUCAAAAGUAAUUAAAGAUACUAUGAAAAUUAGUAAGGAUUUGAUGUGGCAAAAUGACGAAAUACAAUCAAUAGACAGUGAACAAAAACUUAAAAACGAUAAACUGUCCCGAAUUAUGCAAACUAUUACACAGCUACUCGCAGACGGUGCUGAUCCAAAGUUAGUUAAAUGUCCACAGCCAGCCUUAUUCAUAGCUGUUAUGUCUAACAGCUCGGAUUUAAUACGAAGUUUAAUGAAGUCUGGUGCUGACAUCAAUGAAAUCUAUCCGCAGGUUUACCACUAUACACCAUUAGAUAUCGCCAUAUCUCGGCCAUACAACACUGAAAAUUUGGAAAUUGUAGCAACGUUGUUGGAAUGCGGAGCAGACACACGGCAUUUAUUAAAAUAUCAGCAAGAAGACAAGGAACCAGAUGUUCCAGAAAUUUUUACUCCUGGACCUACUCUAUUUCAUGCUGUACUUGCCAGAAAAGUUGACAACGUAGGAGAAGAAGAUAUACGUCGUCAGCUUGUGGAGCUAUUACUACAAUAUAACUGUGACCCAACAGCCCAGUUUAAAGGCAGUUCGGCAAUAGACGUGGCCAUGAACCAUAAUUUCGAUCUCCUCGAUGUAUUUAUAAAGAAUCCUAAUACGAAUCUUAAUGCGAAAAUAAAUAGCUUUAAUCAAAGCAUCCUUAUCAAAAUGUUUAGUAAUCCAUUCUUUAGAAACGCUCCAAGUGGAAGUCGUCUGCAAACGUUCACGAAUCUUUUAUCUUACGGAGCUGAUCCACUUAUUGAGUGUCAAAAUGGUGAACAAAUUUACAGCAAUAUAUUUGUUUUCGCAAAGAAAACUCUUUCCGAAAUGGAAAAUGCUCCGGGAAAAAUAUCUCCUACAGUCGCAAAACAAGAUUCCAAAGUGAAGAAAGCUGACAAACCAAAAAAGGAAGACAGACUAAGCACUAAAUCCAUUGCAAAAAUGGCGGUAGACGAUAUUGAAGAUUACAGACAAGCAAUCGAACAAGUAACAGACUGUGCUAGACUUAUUUACAUAAGAUGGCUGCAGUCCAGGCUUGUCAAAGAGAUGGUUAAAGUAAUAGACAGAUACAAACAUAGACAGUGGAAUAUGAUUUUUAAAGAAUUUAAAGACACAAGAGGUCACGGACUUUGGCUUACACCUCAACGAUCUUUGGAAAUAUGGAGUAUAUUAUCUAAAACUAGAAAGAAGGCCUAUAAUGAUGAGCGAAAUUUGAGACAUUUACUUUGCAUUACCAUUUACGUGUCUUGGAAAAGUUUUGAGCCUUUAAAAAAUAUUAAGUUAUCUGUCACACCAUUAACGGCUUCUCUUAAAAGCGUUAUAGAAACUGAUGUGACACGAAUGUUGCGACAGUACAGAAGAAAUAUUAAAUCAUCGGACAUUAAUCCAUGGGAAUAUUCCUGUGUAAAACCAGAAUUGAUGAAAGACAUCAAAAAAUUCAAUAUUUGUUUUGAAUGCGCUCUGCCAUUUGAACAAGAUAAAAUCGUAUGUUCUUGGUGUAAGCUGGUCUCGUUUUGCUCAUACGAGUGCAUUAAAAUGAAUAUUGAAAGAGCCAAUUGUCACCCGUGUAGCGACUUCUUGAAGUUAAAAUAUUUUCCUUCACCCGAUGUUAGUUCUACCUUUAUUUAA
This is a messenger RNA of Danaus plexippus (monarch butterfly), 3464 nucleotides long. Its product is annotated as ankyrin repeat and MYND domain-containing protein 1-like. Bases 117 to 3464 code for a protein of 1115 amino acids. The transcript is spliced from 15 exons. Gene Ontology annotation, molecular function: protein binding. Lineage: Eukaryota; Metazoa; Arthropoda; Insecta; Lepidoptera; Nymphalidae. The record is from RefSeq and is a predicted model, not a curated record.